GAGAAUGGAUCCUUGUAUUAUUAUUUUUUUUCGAUGAUGUUUCCUUGAAUUGCUCAAUUCCUAUUUUCCCUGAAACCUCUCUUUUGCCUCUUUCCUCCUACCGUACCCUUGGUAAUAGUCCUUCCAUCGUCUUUAUCGCUGUCGAGCUGUUUCUCCGGGGCCCUCUGACCCGCUUAGAGCUGACACAACCUCAAUCCAGCGGUCUUGCCCGGCCGUAUAAGUGCGGCUCAUUUCGAACUGUGAACUCAUCCUUCGGUUUGCUCGCGAGGACAUCUGGCAACGUCUCUCUCUUUUUUCUUUCCUUUUUCUCCCCCUCUUUUCGUUGAUAACCCUUUUCCUUUCCGUGCUGCUGCCACUCUGCAUUUCCCUCUCAUUCAUUGCUUCCAACAGUUAUGUUGUCUGGGCUCCGCAACUCAUCUAGGCGGUCCGUUCGCCUACCGACUUUUAGGAACUUGCGUGUGAUUCGCCCCGCUGCCCCAAUUCCCUCAAGUUCUUCGACCUGCCCACUCCGCAUAACUGCUUCGUCAUACGCUACCACCAGCCUCUCCCCAUCGCCGUUAUCCACUCGGUCCACCGUUAUCCAACUGCUAAAUAACAUUGGGUCCAAGAGGGAGGUGGAGCAGUACCUGUCACACUUCACAUCUGUUCAGUCCCAGCAAUUUGCCGUCAUUAAGGUGGGCGGGGCGAUCAUUACGGAGCACUUGGAUUCGUUGUCAAAUUCGUUGUCCUUCCUUAACCAUGUCGGAUUGUUUCCCGUCGUCGUUCACGGCGCUGGCCCACAGCUUAACAAGAUGCUAGAGGCAGCAGGUGUGGAACCCCAAUUCGAGGAUGGGAUCAGGGUCACGGAUGGAAAGACCCUUGCCCUGGCAAGACAAUUGUUCCUGGACGAGAACUUGAAGCUUGUCGAAGCCUUGGAGAAGCUCGGGGUUCGGGCCAGGCCCAUCACCGGCGGUGUUUUCCAAGCCGACUACCUAGACCGCAAGAAGUACGACCUCGUGGGAAAGAUCACAAGCGUCGAUAAACGUCCCAUUGAGGCCGCUAUCAAGGCGGGGUGUCUUCCGAUUUUGACGUCAACGGCGGAAACUGCUGAGGGGCAGCUGUUGAACGUCAAUGCGGAUAUUGCUGCUGGUGAACUCGCACGGGCCCUCCAGCCCUUGAAGAUCGUGUACUUGUCCGAGAAGGGUGGUCUAUUCAAUGGCGAAACUAAUGAAAAGAUUUCCACCAUCAAUUUGGACGAGGAGUACGCUGGCUUGAUGGAGCAGUGGUGGUGCCGGUUUGGGACGAGGUUGAAGAUCAAGGAGAUCAAGGAGUUGUUGGAUGGACUGCCCAGGACUUCCAGCGUUGCUAUUAUUGCUACCGAAGAUCUCCAGAAGGAGCUCUUCACAGAUACCGGCGCCGGGACUCUCAUAAGGAGAGGUAACAAACUUACCGCCAUGUCUAGUAUUGAAGGAUUCGAAGAUAGAACACGGCUGGAAGAGGUUUUGGGCAGAGAGAAGAACGACGUUUCGGAAUAUUUGAGCUUUUUACAGACAACUAAAUUCAAGGCGUACGCUGAUGAGCCCCUCGAGGUUCUGGCAAUUGUCCUUCCGAGUGAGAGUACCAACGAGCCUGCGAGGCUGGAUUUCUUCUCGUCGACUAAAGCUGGGUGGUUGGGCAACGUGGCUGAUAAUGUCUUCAACUUAAUCAAGAAGGAGUACCCCAGGUUGGUUUGGUCUGUUAGGCAGGGUGACGGACAGUUGGGCUGGCAUUUCGACAAGUCUCAGGGAAGCUUCAACCAUGGGGGCCAAGUUCACUUCUGGUACGGAUAUGAGGGACCCGAAGAAGUUAAGUCAUUGAUUGGGGGCUUCUUGGCUGAUGCCGGUAGCCGCGAGUCUGGAAAGUCUGAAGGAGCUGUCACUGGUGUCAAGCAACAGGUUAGGGGAUUUGCCUCUACAAACCCGAACCCACCCUUAGGCUCAAGUAACGCGACCAACAACAAGCCUUCCAAGGUAGCGCUUAUUGGCGCUAGAGGUUACACCGGACAAGCUUUGAUAACUCUCAUCAAUUCUCACCCACAUUUCGAUCUUACCCAUGUUUCAUCUCGAGAGCUGGCUGGAAAGAAGCUUGAGGGAUAUACCAAGGAUGGGAAGGAAAUCGUCUACCAGAACUUGGGUGUUGAGGAUAUCAGGAGGAUGGAGGAGAACGGUGAGGUUGACUGCUGGGUUAUGGCUCUCCCCAAUGGCGUUUGCAAACCAUUUGUAGAUGCUGUUGAGGAUGUUGGAAAGGGCAAGAGCGUGAUUGUCGACUUGAGUGCCGACUUUAGGUUUGACAGCAAAUGGACUUAUGGAUUGCCUGGCAUCUUGUGCCCAGAGAGACCUUGA
Tuber melanosporum (Perigord truffle) is the source of this 2360-nucleotide messenger RNA. RefSeq lists its product as uncharacterized. Gene Ontology annotation, biological process: L-arginine biosynthetic process. The record is from RefSeq and is a predicted model, not a curated record. The coding region runs from base 393 to 2360 and encodes 655 amino acids. Gene Ontology annotation, molecular function: L-glutamate N-acetyltransferase activity, acting on acetyl-CoA as donor; arginine binding; NAD binding. Gene Ontology annotation, cellular component: cytoplasm; mitochondrial matrix. The transcript is spliced from 3 exons. NCBI's taxonomy places the organism in Eukaryota, Fungi, Ascomycota, Pezizomycetes, Pezizales, Tuberaceae.